Molecule: messenger RNA, 2734 nt
Organism: Acanthoscelides obtectus
Lineage: Eukaryota; Metazoa; Arthropoda; Insecta; Coleoptera; Chrysomelidae
Source: the annotation of a GenBank genome assembly
CUUUUGGUUUCAUCAGAAUUAUUACUAUUGAAAAAAUAUUAUAAACAUUGGUGCUUCAACUUACCUUUACCUGUUCCCAUGCUUUUAGCAAUUCUAUUUUUUUCCCUCCUUCUUGAACCUCGAAGACUAUCAAUUUUCUUUUUUAAGACGUCCACGGAUUCAUUACAUAUUUCACCUAUCUCUCUCCAUGCAUCUUCUUUUCUGAUUAUAUUAUAAUAAUGUUUAUCGUUCUUUUUCCACAAUAUCGGGCGCUUUUCAUACUCUUUAAUGAAAGAUAGUGUUUUUUCCGUGUCCCAACUCAUAUUUUACCAAUCGGCGGGCGGCACGAACGUACGAUGACUAAACAAACUGUCCACAUCUAAACGCGCGAGGCAAAAUUUGUCUUUGAUGUACCGACUACCUUCGGAUGGCUCCCGAACUGCCUCGCUCCAUACGACGGACGGCCGAACGCAACGCGGCGCGCCUCGGAUGUACGUCCACAUCUGCACAUACGCCAUGCCUCGUUCCCGUUCGUGCUCAGAUGAAUACGCGCCUUAAUAUUAACUGUACCAGUUACGUUAUAUCUUCUAACAAUAUUUCUCACACUGUACCGCGAUAAGUCUAAGUGUACGUGCACAUAGCAAGAGGAAGCGAGCGAGUCGUUGCGAUACGUAGCGAUGCGAGACCGAACGCUAGAGAUUGCUGUGCAUAUUGAACGCGUUUGAAAAGGCGGAAUUUUUAUCACUUUCCCACAGUAGUCAGUGAACAGUCGCGAUGGAUACAGCGUUAUUAUUAUUAUUGGAGAAUCCUCUAAUAAAACGACGUUUAGCCAAGAAAAGAAGAUUUUGGACACAUAACAUCAAUCGUUCGAGAGAAAGAUUUGGAGAGUUCUUUCAUUUGUAUAAAAGUUUACAAGAAGACUCCGAAAGGUUUUACAGAUAUUUUCGGAUGAAGGAGAGUACUUUUUCUUAUAUUUUAGAAAAAGUAGAAUGGCGAAUCAAGAAACAAAAUUCAAAUUUCCGAAAAGCCAUCAGUCCUAUUGAAAAGCUAGCAUUAACCUCGAGGUUUUUAGCUACUGGAUUAUCAUAUAGAGCACUCGCAGACUCUUUCAGGAUGGGUUUUUCGACUGUAGCAAGUAUAGUGAAAGACGUUUGUACCGCAAUAUGGGAGGAACUACAACCAAUUCAUCUUGGGAUACCUUCGGAACAAGAUUUGUUAGAGAUAAGCAGACAUUUUUAUAAGAAGUGGAAUUUUCCAAAUUGUUUUGGGUGCAUAGAUGGAAAACAUAUAAGAAUAAGAUGUCCAUCGAAUACUGGAACAAGUUAUUACAAUUAUAAACAGUAUUUCUCUAUUGUUUUACAAGCAGUAGCCGAUGCUAACUGCCGCUUCAUUUUUAUCGACACAGGUGCCUUCGGUAAACAAUCAGAUGGUGGAAUAUUUCGAGAAAGUGCUUUAUAUCAGCAUUUAGUUACUGGAAAGUUAAAUAUACCAGCAGAUCGUAAUUUACCAAACUCAGAUACAAAGCUACCAUAUGUUUUAUUAGGAGAUGAAGCCUAUCCACUUCUGAAUCAUUUGUUAAAACCAUAUCCACGAAAAAAUUUAGAUGCACAGAAGACAAUUUUCAACUAUAGACUUUCAAGAGCACGAAGAGUUGUCGAAUGUGCCUUCGGAAUCCUUGCUGCAAAAUGGCGUAUUUUAACAAAAGCAAUAGAAACAUCUCCAGAAAAUGCCGAAAAAAUUGUUAAUUGCAUUUGUGUGUUGCACAAUAUAAUUAUUGAUAAAGAAGGUAUUGCCCUAAUAGAAGAACCAAAGGAAAGCACAGAUUCAAAGAAAAAUAGGAAAAAUAAUAGUUCUACAGAACAAGCUAGGGAUAUAAGGAAUUGUUAUAUGCAGUAUUUCAAUAAUGAGGGCGCUGUCCCGUUUCAAUAUAAUGUUUUAUGAAUAAAUUAUAUCAUUAUAUGAACAUGUGUUUACUACUUACUUGUUAUUCCACAAGAAGCUGCUAUUUCCUGCCACAUUUUCGAUAUUACAUCACGAUUAUGAUGUAAAUGAUUUGUUUGAUCCCAUAUAGGGGUUCGCAAGAAUAUCUCAUUAAUCAAUUUCUCGAUAUCCACCAUAUUAAAUCCGUCCUCUCCAACGCUCAAAGACAAACUGAUUUGUUUUGGAGCGGAUCGCUCGCCGCGGACUCGUUACGACCUGCUACGGCUCGCUACGGCUCGACACCAGUAUGCACCCUCGCAUUGAAUUAUAUUAGUUUGUAUUUUCCGCCUUGCUCGCAACGCUACGCCUCGCUUGAAUCCGCCUUGUAUGUGCACGUACACUAAUGGUGGCUUCUCACUACGCGUGCUACUACGCGUCGCGCCGCUCCACGCGCAAGAACACGCCACGCGACACGCCGCGCCACCCGUUUGUGCGGCGCGGCGCGGCGCGUGCCUUCUGGCUUUACACCUCAGUUUGAUUCAGUCUGUUUAGCGCAGCGCACUAUGUCUUGUGAGUCGAAUUGCCACCUCCAGCCAUGGAGCAAUGCCACUGAAGAAGAAGGCAUGGCUGUUGCAUCAGCCGUUUUUGUCUUAUUUUGUGGAUAUCGUUUACUUAAUAAAAUUAACAAAAACGGGGAGGAGACGCUGGUGGAUGUCAACGUUCAAUAAGAGCCGGUCAAGGUAAUCAUUGUUUGUAUUUUGAGAUAAUUACAUAGGUACGUAAUUUUUAAGAAUCCUAUCAAUAUAUUUGAUGGUAUCUAUUGGUAAGUUUGGCG